Molecule: messenger RNA, 537 nt
Organism: Salarias fasciatus (jewelled blenny)
Lineage: Eukaryota; Metazoa; Chordata; Actinopteri; Blenniiformes; Blenniidae
Gene: gal
Product: galanin/GMAP prepropeptide
Exons: 7
Coding region: 67-495 (142 amino acids)
Biological process (GO): neuropeptide signaling pathway
Cellular component (GO): extracellular region; secretory granule
Molecular function (GO): neuropeptide hormone activity; galanin receptor binding
Source: RefSeq, a predicted model, not a curated record
UUCAUCCCAUCACUGCUGCAGACCCGGAGCGCACAGGACGCACAGGACGCACGGAGCAGAGCAAAGAUGCACAGGUGUUUUGGGAUUGUUUGCGUGUCGCUCAUCUUUUGCGCAGCUCUGUCAGAGAGCAUCGGGCUGGUCAUCGCGGCGAAGGAGAAGCGAGGCUGGACUCUGAACAGCGCUGGAUACCUGCUGGGUCCCCGUCGUAUUGAUCACCUAAUUCAGAUAAAGGAUUCUCCCAGUGCCAGAGGCAGAGACGAGCUGGUCACUCAAUAUGGGAUAGAUGGACACAGGAUGCUGGGGGACAAACCGGGUCUGGCUGGAAAGAGGGACAUGGGCCAGGAGGAGGACUUCAGGACAGGUUCCCUCAGAAUACCGGAUGAAGACGUCAUCCACACCGUCAUCGACUUCCUGUCUUACCUCAAACUCAAAGAGAUGGGAGCCCUGGACAGCCUGCCUUCCUCCGUCACGUCAGACGAAUUGGCCAAUCCGUGACGAGCCUUCCCCCGCCCCCCGCCCUCCACCCCCGCCCCCACC